This is a messenger RNA of Purpureocillium lilacinum, 1458 nucleotides long. RefSeq names its product erg24, C-14 sterol reductase. Gene Ontology annotation, biological process: ergosterol biosynthetic process. Gene Ontology annotation, cellular component: endoplasmic reticulum membrane. The record is from RefSeq and is a predicted model, not a curated record. Lineage: Eukaryota; Fungi; Ascomycota; Sordariomycetes; Hypocreales; Ophiocordycipitaceae. Gene Ontology annotation, molecular function: Delta14-sterol reductase activity.
AUGGCCAAGUCAAAGGCUGCGGCGGCUGCCCCUGCGCAGCAUGGCUACGAAUUCUUCGGCCCCCCGGGCGCCUUCGGCAUCUCGUUUGGCCUGCCUAUUCUCGUCUACGUCUUCACCUUUGCCUGCAACGACAUCUCAGGCUGCCCAGCGCCGUCGCUCCUGAGUCCGAAGACGCUGUCGCUCGACCGCCUCAAAGUCGAGGUUGGGUGGCCGAAGGAGGGCAUUGCUGGUCUCGCUAGCUGGGAAGCAACCGCUGCCGUUCUGGGAUACUACCUGGUCAAUCUUAUCCUCUAUCGCGUGCUGCCCGCGACCGAGGUGGACGGCACCGUCCUCGCGUCAGGUGGGCGCCUCAAGUAUCGCUUCAACACUCUGUACUCGAACACGGUCACUCUAGCUGCGCUCGCUGCCGGGACUUUCGCUCAGGGGGCUGAAUUCCCCGUGUGGACCUUUAUCGACCAGCACUAUGUUCAGAUAUUGACAGCCAAUAUUGGCAUUUCCUAUGCCAUCUCCACGUUUGCCUACGUGCGCAGCUUCAGCGUCAAGGCUGGUGACAAGCAGAACCGGGAGCUUGCCGCCGGUGGCCACUCGGGCAACCUCUUGUACGACUGGUUCAUCGGCCGCGAGCUCAACCCUCGCGUCACCAUCCCCCUGAUCGGCGAGGUAGACAUCAAGGAGUGGUGCGAGCUGCGCCCCGGCAUGAUGGGCUGGAUCAUCCUCAACUGCGCGUGGUGCGCCCGUCAGUACCGCAACUUCGGCUUCGUCACGGACAGCAUCGUGUGCAUCACUGUGGUGCAGGCGCUGUACAUCGUCGACUCCUGGUGGAACGAGCCCGCUAUCCUGACGACCAUGGACAUCACCACCGACGGCUUCGGCAUGAUGUUGGCCUUUGGUGACCUGGUCUGGGUGCCGUUUGUGUACUCGAUGCAAACGCGGUACCUUUCUGUCCACCCACGGUCGCUUGGGCCGCUGGGCUUGGUCGCUAUGUUGUCGCUCAUCGGCGCCGGCUUCUACAUCUUCCGUUCCGCCAACAGCCAAAAGAAUGCCUUCCGGACGAACCCCAACGACCCGGCGGUGGCGAACCUCAAGUACAUCCAGACCAAGACGGGAAGCAAGCUGCUGACCACGGGCUGGUGGGGUGUUGCGCGUCACAUCAACUACCUGGGCGACUGGAUCCAGUCGUGGCCGUACAGCUUGCCAACGGGUCUCGCGGGAUACCAGAUCCUCACGGCUGGUACGGGGGCCGAGGGUGCGUACGUGAUGCGGGACGGCCGCGAGGUGGCGCAGGGCUCGGCCAAGGGCUGGGGCAUGCUGUUCACGUACUUUUACAUUGUCUACUUUGCCAUCCUGCUCAUCCACCGCGACCGGCGCGACGACGAAAAGUGCCACCGAAAGUACGGCGAGGACUGGGAAAAGUACAAGAAGGAGGUCCGGUGGCGCAUCGUGCCAGGCAUCUAUUAG